This is a messenger RNA of Cavenderia fasciculata, 1161 nucleotides long. It is a transcript of the gene omt9, whose product is annotated as O-methyltransferase family 2 protein. The record is from RefSeq and is a predicted model, not a curated record. Gene Ontology annotation, molecular function: O-methyltransferase activity. Lineage: Eukaryota; Evosea; Eumycetozoa; Acytosteliales; Cavenderiaceae. Bases 1 to 1161 code for a protein of 386 amino acids. The transcript has 4 exons.
AUGUCAUAUUGUAACACUGAUAAGGAUACUUCAACUUCAUCAACAAUCAAUUCAAUUACAUCAUCACCAUCUUUAUCUUCUUUAUCUUCAACCUCUUCAGUUGUUGUCGGACCAAUCAGCAACCAUCACGGAAAAGAUGAAAAAUUUGAAGAAUACCAACAAACAUUAAAUGAAAUAUGUCAAGGCAUGUACAAGGCCAGAUGUCUAAAUAUGGUGACCGAGUUAAAUAUUGCGGCAAUGUUGACCGACGGUCAGAAAUAUUCCUGUGAUGAAUUGGCCGAGCAGGUUGGCGUCGAUGCCAAGUCACUGUUUAAAGUGAUGAGGGCGCUUUCUACGAUGGGUAUAUUCAACCAUCACACUGACGGUUUAGAAUCAGUCGACUCUCACCUAUUCUCACAAUCACCAAUAUCCAAGAUGUUAUUAGACACUGAUACUAGAAACCUGUUGCUCUAUGAAUGCGGCGAUUUUAGUUACAAGAGUUGGUUAAAUAUUGGAGACACUGUAAAGACUGGUGUAUCCUCGAUACCUAAAAGUUUUGGGGCUGAUUCCUUUAUUGGGGCACUACACAAAAACCAAAAAGAUUUAAAUAUCUUUGAAAAAGGAAUGACUGGAAUGACAAGACCCGGAAUACCCAAAUUAUUACAACAAUCUGAUUUCUCAAAAUUUGAUAUUGUUGCUGAUAUUGGUGGUUGUCAAGGAGUAUUAAUUCAAGAAAUAUUAAAAUAUAACAAAAAUAUAAAAAAAGGAAUUAAUUUUGAUUUACCAAUUACCAUUGAAAAUAAUCGGUUACAUUUGGACAGAGUAAAUGUUGAUCCAAGAUUUAUAGAGAUUGAAGGUAGUUUCUUUGAACAAGUGCCUCAAGCAGAUUGUUACAUAUUGUCAAAGAUUAUGAUGGACGACGAACCAUCUAAAAAAAUAUUGGAAAUCAUCAGACAAUCCAUUAAACCAAAUGGAAAGGUUUAUAUUUAUGAUUGUAUAUUGGAAAAGGAAUCUCAAAAUUAUUCUUAUAAAUGUUGGGUUGAUGUUCAUUUAUGGCAUAGUUUAAAUAGUUCAGGUAGAACAAUUAGAGAAUGGAGAGAAUUGGCUAAAUCUGCUGGUUUUAAAGUAGACCAGUUUAUUGGUGAAUCUCUCAUUGUAAUGUCAAAAUUAAUAUCAGACUGA